Messenger RNA from Myxocyprinus asiaticus (Chinese sucker), 2018 nucleotides. Its product is annotated as secretory carrier-associated membrane protein 2-like. Bases 281 to 1207 code for a protein of 308 amino acids. The transcript is spliced from 9 exons. Gene Ontology annotation, cellular component: trans-Golgi network membrane; recycling endosome membrane. Gene Ontology annotation, biological process: protein transport. The record is from RefSeq and is a predicted model, not a curated record. Lineage: Eukaryota; Metazoa; Chordata; Actinopteri; Cypriniformes; Catostomidae.
GUUCGGCCUCUGGAAGACUGCGUCAUAGUAGUGUUUCGAGAUUGACAGGCGCUCAGCCAAUCACAUUUCAGUGUAUGAACGAGGAGCCAAUCAUCUUCUGAUGACGAAGCAGGAAGUGUAAUUGUGUUAAAAUAUAUCGCCUUGUUUUACAUUGUUUUAAAGCAUAAAAACUGAGUUUUUGACAGAACAACAUAUUCCGUAGCGCUUGUUUAUUAUUAUGUAGUGAACAUAGACAAUUUUUCCGUCACAAAACGUGCUCAGUAGCGAUACAUGUCAUUGCAUGCAGCAGGAUCCAUCAGUAACUCAGGUGACCAACGCUGCAGCUGAUGGCAUCGGAGAGUAUAACCCAUUCACAGCCGGUGGUCUGAAUGGACGUACCAUACCCAUCUCAGCUGCAUCUCAACCAGCAGUUCUCCAGACAACAGCGGAGCCCAGUCCUCAGGCCAGUGUAGCUGCUGGACAGGCUGAGCUCAUCCGUCAGCAAGCGGAGCUGGAAAAGAAGGCCGCAGAGCUGGAGCGUAAAGAACAAAGGCUUCGGAAUCAAGAUUCAGCGCAUGGCAGAGAAAACAACUGGCCUCCAUUGCCAAGGUUUUUCCCGAUAAAACCUUGCUUCUAUCAAGAUUUUAAUGAAGAAAUUCCUGUAGAAUAUCGGAGGGUUUGCAAGAUGAUGUACUACCUUUGGAUGUAUCACAGUGUGACACUGUUUCUCAAUCUGUUGGCGUGUCUGGCAUACUUCACUGUAUCUACUCUGAAUGGAGUAGACUUUGGACUUUCAAUCCUCUGGUUUAUUUUGUUCACUCCCGCUGCGCUCCUCUGCUGGUACCGACCUGUAUACAAAGCCUUUCAAUCAGACAGCUCCUUCAGUUUCUUCUUUUUCUUCUUCAUUUUCUCAUUCCAAGUAAUAGUGUACAUCAUACAGAGUGUUGGGAUCCCCCGCUGGGGAAACAGUGGUUGGAUCAUGGCCAUCGCUAUGCUCAGAACUAAUAUAGCAGUGUCGGUGUUUAUGAUGGUGGUAGCUUGUUUCUUCAGUGUCAACGCUGUGCUGUCAGUCGUCCUACUGAAAAUGGUUCAUUCCAAGUACAGGCGGACAGGUGCAAGCUUCCAGAAAGCUCAGGAGGAGUUUUCACAGGGGGUCGUUUCUAACCGAACCUUGCAGACUGCAGCGGCCUCGGCUGCAUCUUCAGCUGCACAGGGAGCCUUCCAUUAACAGCCACAGAUGCUGUGAAUUAAAGACUGUGUCUCAUUACAACAUGAUUCCAAAAACUUCCAGCAAACUCUGGUGCAAUACAUUCAUUUGGUACUGAAAAUAUGUGAUGGUAAAGUAGUUUUACCUGGCUUUGGAUUGGUGAGAAUAUGGGUUGUCUAUCAGGAUAUAGGCUGUGCUUUCCUCCUGUAUUCCUUUUAAUUUAAUGAAGGCAAAAAUAUUGGUGUUUUUAUUCACAAGUUAUAUUCAAUUAAAGUGUUUUGAAGGCACCGUCUCUAAUUUUGGUCAAAUUUGAAUUUACAUUGAAAUUAAUGUCUUAUUGUUGAGUUAAAGUUGAGUCAGUAUGUUUAAUUGUACCCCCCUUUGCUAUACUUUUUGUAUUUACAAACCUUUUAGUGAAGUUUGUGAAUGCGGUGUUACAUAUUGUUUAUCGUUUAAAUUAUUUUACACUGAGUCUUAAAAUCCCAGCAAACUUUAGCUGUAUGUCGACAUACAGUUAAAUAGUAGGUGUUCGAAGCAAGAAUCUUUCUUUUAGCUUUUGAAAUAAAUAUUGGGGAUGUUGGUGGCCCUGCUUCAAUAGUUGUGAACUGUAUUUAUAAUGAAUAGUACUGUUGUGAUAAUGUGCUCAUCUGUUUGUCACUUUUACUGUCUUGUUACAUUCUUAAACUGAUGUGAUGGUUUUGCAGUGUUCUCAACUAUGAACAAAAAUAUUUGUUUUUAAAUUAAGGAUAUCUUAUGUUACUCUGGUUGACUUGGGUGGGCUGCUAAUCUGUGUUUGAAUGUUUAAUUAAAUGUAUUAUGUUUAUGUGGUUCA